CGGGAUGCUGUUCAGCAGGGGCAGGGGGCGCAGCCAGCACAGAAGCUUGGCAGCGGCGUCAACGGCGUCAACGACUAUGGCGCCGCCAGCCCUUCGACAAUCAGCCUUAACGAUGGUCAUGGGGCCAGCGGGAUACUGUUCAGCAGGGGCAGGGGGCCGCAGCCAGCACAGCAGCUUGGCAGCGGCGUCAACGGCGUCAACGACUAUGGCGCCGCCGGCCCUUCGACAAUCAGCCUUAACGAUGGUCAUGGGGCCAGCGGGAUACUGUUCAGCAGGGGCAGGGGGCCGCAGCCAGCACAGCAGCUUGGCAGCGGCGUCAACGGCGUCAACGACUAUGGCGCCGCCGGCCCUUCGACAAUCAGCCUUAACGAUGGUCAUGGGGCCAGCGGGAUGGGGGGGCGCAGGGGCGGGGGGGCGCAGCCAGCACAGCAGCUUGGCAGCGGCGUCAACGGGGUCAACGACUAUGGCGCCGCCGUCCCUUGGACAAUCAACCUUGACGAUGGUCACGGGGCCAGCAGGAUGCAGUUUUGGGGGGCUACAAUGUAUGUGUUGAGCCCUGUACCGUGAUAACCGUAGCUACAAACUAGUUCGGAUCUGUUAGCUUAGGGUUUCUCAUGUGGCACGACAAAUCUAAUUGGUCGUCACUUGCAGUCGUCCUGUAGGUUCAAAGGACCUGGGUGUAUGCAUUUUAACUCUUGAAUUUUGCUUAUGCUUUAAUUCAUCAUGCGGCUG
This is a messenger RNA of Volvox carteri f. nagariensis, 732 nucleotides long. RefSeq lists its product as uncharacterized. The transcript is spliced from 3 exons. Lineage: Eukaryota; Viridiplantae; Chlorophyta; Chlorophyceae; Chlamydomonadales; Volvocaceae. The coding region runs from base 5 to 553 and encodes 182 amino acids. The record is from RefSeq and is a predicted model, not a curated record.